CCUGUUUACCUAGCCUGGACUCCAUCCACCAUCAACAUUUCAAUUGUUUCCCCACUCCCCGGUUGUGCGUUGUGCUCGGAAAUGUCAUCUCUGACUGGAACGUUGAAUUUGUAGCGCGCUCGAGGCCGAAAGUUACGCGUGAUCCAGGAGAUCCAAAAUUUUCUUUGAUAUUCUGCUAGACUAGACCGCGAAAUCAAGUUCCAGGCUGCCGUCCAGGACAUUCUCGAGCCUCCGCUAUCAUUGUAUGCUUCAGGAAGUCUCCCCUGGUUGAAGCUAUGAGCGGCUAGUUAAAAGGCGCCCAACGUUUGAAGGGACACCAUAUUAACAAAGGCUCAGCCACUUUUUAUUAAAGACUCUGCGGCUUAAGUAUGUCAUGUGUCAUCCUCUCUCGUGUCGCUCUCCGCUCUCUCCGCUCUCCCGCUCAAAGUCGGUCAAUAUGGGUCCCAGCAAGCGUGAAGCCACACCCUAACACGGAUCACUUCCCCUUCAACUACCGCAACAAGAAGUCAUUUGCUGUCGGUUUCUACUCAUAUCUCGGUUUCGGCUUUGCCUUGCCGUUUGUUGCAGUUGCUUGGCAAUGGUACAAGCCCGGAGGCCUCAAGAACUCUGCUUAGACGUUCAGCUAUUUGUUGGACCACUAGAGGGUGUAAAUUACUAUAAAUUAAGACUGCUUAGCCGCAGAACCAUUAAUCUAGAG
Desarmillaria tabescens is the source of this 697-nucleotide messenger RNA. RefSeq lists its product as uncharacterized. The coding region runs from base 369 to 614 and encodes 81 amino acids. Lineage: Eukaryota; Fungi; Basidiomycota; Agaricomycetes; Agaricales; Physalacriaceae. The record is from RefSeq and is a predicted model, not a curated record. The transcript has 3 exons. Gene Ontology annotation, biological process: mitochondrial electron transport, cytochrome c to oxygen.